This is a messenger RNA of Hymenoscyphus albidus, 2006 nucleotides long. The record is from the annotation of a GenBank genome assembly. Lineage: Eukaryota; Fungi; Ascomycota; Leotiomycetes; Helotiales; Helotiaceae.
UCCAUCCCCCGAACCACAAUGAUUGCCGUGCAACUUUGGCCGAUAGAUAUCCUGAUCAAAUACUAUCUUGAUACGACUUUUGAUUGGCUGCCAGUAUGUUCAUCGGCCAAGUGAUCCAACUAAUAAUGAUAGGGAAUUACUAGCAGAGGCAGGAAGCUCGAAAUGGAGACGUUCAGUCUGCAUAUAGAAUGGCCGUCCUUAAUGAACAUGAAUUUUUGAAGGAUGCUUUUCUCUAAAACCGGAACUGGAGUAUGCCAACCACGAUGGAGUCAACUGAGACUGAUAACAAGAUCGUCAAAGCUCAAAAUGCUACUACCGACUUCGAGGUCGGUCCGAACGAGGACUACGUCCAUGAUAUCGAAGAGGGGAAGACUACUUACUCCAAGCUUUCUGCUACUUUGAUGGUUAUCUUCUCGGGUCUCGCCAUUGGUUCAGAUGGUUUCAACUCUUCCAUUAUUGGAAAUCUUUCCUUGAUUUUUGGCGUCCUUUAUCCUGAUCUUUCGGCCACCAUGUACUCGCGUCUUUCGAAUGCGUUUCUUGUUGGUAUGGUUGUAGGAAUGUUGGGGUUUGGGUAUGUGUCAGAUCGUCUGGGAAGAAAGAGUGGGGCCGUACUCACGACAUUCAUUCUCGUGUUGGGUAUUGCUUUGAGCGCAGCGUCAAGUGGUAAAGAUCAACUGGGCAUGUUUUGGAUGCUUGUUAUUGCAAGAGGAAUAGCUGGUGUCGGUGCAGGGGGGUAUGUUAUACGUGUUUCUUAUACACUUUCAUGUGACUAAUUGAAUCUGUAGAGAAUACCCAGUUUCCGGUGCUGGUGCAACUGAGGCCACUGACGAAGAUGCUGGAGUCAGGAAGAACCGGGGAUUCAUCUUUGCAAUCAUUGGUGAUCUCUCCGCUACUCUGGGAUUUGUCUUUGGUGGGCUUGUGCCUUUGUUGCUUAUUCUAUGCUUCCAUGAAAAUGAGAAACAUUACCACAUCGUGUGGCGGCUAUCACUCGCUCUGGGGGCCAUUCCUCCGCUCUCAAUUUUCUGGUUCAGAUACAAAAUGGCUACAAGUACUGCGUAUAAGAAAAGCGCGGCCAAGAGACAAAGGAUUCCUUACUGGCCAAUUUUCAGACGAUAUUGGCGCCCAUUACUUGGUUGCUCUCUCGCGUGGUUUUUGUGAGUGUUGAUACGACCAACUUUGUGAAAAUACACAUACUAAUUGAAGAAAAGGUACAACUAUAUUUCGUAUCCAUUCGGCCUUUUCGCAUCCACAAUUCUUGAGCGUGUAAACGUGGGCCCUUCUCUCACCAAGAAUAUGGGUUGGGGUACUGUCAUCAACUGCUUCUAUAUACCAGGUGCAUUCAUCGGAGGGCUUCUCAGUGAUAAGAUCGGACGACGACGAACUAUGGCAUUAGGAUUCGGAGCCCAAGCCAUUCUCGGGUUUAUCCUCGGUGGUGCGCUGAAAGAUAUUCAACCUAUCCUCCCUCUCUUCAUCAUUCUUUACGGCAUUUUCCUCACUCUCGGUGAAGUGGGACCAGGAGCGACGAUUGUCCUAGCAUCAAGCGAGUCCUUUCCCACGAGUAUUCGAGGUCAAUGUCUCGGUCUGAUUGCUGCAUUCGGAAAAGCUGGUGCGGCUGUGGGAACAGCUGUUUUCAAGCCAAUACUCGCGAGCUAUGGGGAUGAUGCUUAUAAAGGAAAUCAAGCUGUUUUUCUGAUUGGGUCAGGGUUCGCUGUCACUGGUGCUGUUGCGGCUUGGUUCAUCAUUCCUGAUAUUAGUAAUCGAUUGGAAAAUGAGGAUGAAGCUUGGAAGAAGUACUUGCAAGAAUUGGGAUAUGAGAUUUCUUGGGGUGAUGAAGAUGCCAAAGAGCCGGUUGGGGUGAAGAUGGAUGGUGUGAGGACUUAAGUUUCUGGGUACUGAGGGCCAACAUAGGAGGAGCCAUUUGUCACUGUAACGAUGAGACAACAAGUGUCUAGAAAUGCUAUCAAAUUCCUUGUACGGGUUCUGUGUAUGUGUUGUAGAGAGUCUUC